AUGACAUCUACUAAUUUAUAUAAUGAUGAUGAUGCUGAUCAUAACAAUAAUAAUACUGAACUUGAAGAAGAAUUUAAAAAACUAGCAUCACUCGUUCCAACAAUUCCAAAAAAUGAAUAUUUAACUGAAUUAGAAUUUCUGGAAUUUGUUAUAGCUUAUAUUCAACAAUUACAAGAACUUUUAUCUCAUGAUCAAUGGAAUGAAUGUCUUAUAAAUUUAACAACAUCAAUGAAAAAUUCAUUCAUUUCAUCAUCAACGAAUAUGAAACUUUUAAUAAAAAAUGAGAAAUAUCUUCAACGAAAUCCAUUAUCAACGAUUAAUCUCGAUACAAAUAUACCUCAUCAUUCAUAG
This is a messenger RNA of Adineta steineri, 351 nucleotides long. Lineage: Eukaryota; Metazoa; Rotifera; Eurotatoria; Adinetida; Adinetidae. The record is from the annotation of a GenBank genome assembly.